AUGGUCGGGAUCUUCUCCAGGUUCUCCGCCGGCGCCCACCGCCGCUCCAAGAGCGUGGCCGAGGUUGUCGAGACGUUGGCCCCCAACAUGAGUACAGGAGAGUCUGAUCCAGCAGCUGUUCCUGCAGAGAGCCCUCACGGUAUUGAGGUUGGCGUUGAGUUCAAGCCGGUGGAGCACCCUGUGGAACCUCUCAAUCUUGAUGAGCCAGUAAAAUGCCCACUUCCUGAGCCAUCUAUACUGCAUGAUGGGAGGAUAUGGAAGGAGAAAAUGUCUUCAGUCGGCACGAGGGUGAGAACAGAUUUGCCGGUCGUGAAGGAAGGGUCGCAGCUUGAGUCUGACAGUAGCAGUGCUAGGUCACGAUCUGCAGUUCCAAGGCGUGCCAUAUUGCCCUCCUAUCCCAAUUCGCUUGCCCGUGGAUUUGCCUCUGCCGCCGCAGUCGCGGCGCCGUCCAGCAGGAUGGCAGCUGGUAUCAGCUUGACUGCUUCGGCACAAAAAUCCGCCAGGCCUCACUGGGCUCGUGGCCAUGACAUGCCUGGCGCCCUGGCGUCUGGAGGAGACGGUGGCGAUAGGGUAGGGUCAGUAAGUCGGUUCGAUGACCUCAACCUGGCCACCUGGGAGCCGGUUGGAGAACAAGGGGGCUAG
Molecule: messenger RNA, 642 nt
Organism: Miscanthus lutarioriparius
Lineage: Eukaryota; Viridiplantae; Streptophyta; Magnoliopsida; Poales; Poaceae
Source: the annotation of a GenBank genome assembly